AGAAUAAAUAGCUUCAAUGGGCAAGUUUAUAUAAUCACAAUGAGUUAUUAUAACUAUUAGAACUUUGAGUACAUCAUAGCUUGGUACAAACACCUUAACACCUUGAGGUUAUCAGCGUCAACACUUCCCAGAACGUCGCUUUAUUAGUAUGAGCCUCUCAAAUCAAAUCAACAUAACUCAUCAAGAAAUAUGAAGCUCUCCUCCAGCUUCCUUUUGCCAUUGUUGGCCAGUACAGUUUGUGCCGCAUCAGAUUCCGCUCUUGCCUAUAUCCUCGAAGGCCAACAAAAGCCAAACAACCUCAUAUCACCUCCAGCUCUUUCUCCAAAUGAAGCACGCCUCGUCCUCGCGCAACGAUUAGGCGUAUCACAAUUUCACGAUGUCGGAUCGGUUGGCAGUGAGGCCAUUAAAUACAUCAAUAAGUUUGGAGGUCAACUGAAAUCAUUAUUCAACGAUGCGCCAAAAGACAGGGCGGCUGAGUUGGUUAUCAUCGUUGAGGGUGUAUCCGAAGAGACGGCUGGAUCACUACUAGACUCGUUAUCUUCUAUCAAACCAGCAUUCACAAUCUCAAAUCCACCUACAGCUAGGACGACAGAAAAGUUGGCAGAUGAUUUGGAAUUGCAAGUCGGAAAGGCGAAGAAAUGUACUCUUGACGAUGCUAUCAAUCCAUUCGCAGAUCAAUGCUGGAAUGGAAAAUCAAAGAUUAUGCACCUUGACUUGAAUAGAAAAUCAGAGCACAAGGAGUUUAUCAACACAUCUUACGAACGAUUGACCAAAUUCGCCUCAAAAGCAGAAAUGAAUGUUAUGGUCGUUCUCAUGCCUGAAUCCCGCCGAGGUAGCGGCUCUUACGGUUCUUAUACUAGACCCUCACAAAAGAAGCUCUCUAGCAGACAACAAUUCGAAGAACCAAUGGCUGAGUUUGUCGACCAUCAAGUACAAGAAGCCCCAAGUUCCAAUUCUUCCCGCAACAACAAUACCGUCAUCAAGACAACUCUUCCCGUUUGCCACGCUUCCCUGGACUCCUGUAUCUCUUCUACCAAUAACUGCUCAUCAAUGGGCGCUUGUUAUAAGAAAUACACCUCCCAAUCUGGGGAUUGUUUCGCCUGUAGAUGUGGCGUUGAUUCAGGACGUGGAGGAUCCGCUUGUCAAAAACAAGAUAUCAGUGGGCCAUUCUGGUUAAUUUUCCUUUCCAGUCUCGUUCUCGUUGGACUUGUUUCAUGGGGAAUUGGUAUGCUAUAUAGCAUUGGUGAUGAAAAAUUGCCUGGCGUUAUUGGUGCUGGUGUUUCUUCCGGCAAGACAAGAUAAAUAUUUGUAUGACUUCUAGAAAAUAUGUAUGCUUAGGAUCGAAGAUUGAGAAAUUUGAAGGGCUUUCAUUUUGUCAGGGUUGGCGUUUCAUAUGAAGAAGGGAGAGCUGGAGAGACUUGUAUUUGUUUGUCUAGGCUGGCUGUAUAGUGGCCAGUGUAUAGACACGACGUGUCACUUAUUUAUAGCAAUGAAAUUUUAUCAGUCCUUAUUAUCUUUU
This is a messenger RNA of Botrytis porri, 1519 nucleotides long. RefSeq lists its product as uncharacterized. Gene Ontology annotation, cellular component: endoplasmic reticulum. The transcript is spliced from 3 exons. Lineage: Eukaryota; Fungi; Ascomycota; Leotiomycetes; Helotiales; Sclerotiniaceae. The record is from RefSeq and is a predicted model, not a curated record. Bases 190 to 1302 code for a protein of 370 amino acids.